AUGGCCUGUCGGCAUCUGGCCCUCCUUCUGACUGGGGUCCUCCUGGCAGCCUCCCAGCCAACCCUGACCCAGCCGGACACACUGCUGGUCUUCCCAGGCCAAGUGGCCCAACUCUCCUGCAUGCUCAGCCCCCGCCAUGCCAGCGUCGGGGACUACGGCGUGUCUUGGUAUCAGCAGCGGGCAGGCAGCGCCCCCCGCUUGCUCCUCCACUACCGCUCAGAGGAGGACCACCACCGCCCCCCUGACAUCCCUGACCGCUUCUCAGCAGCCACAGAUGCAGCCCAUAAUGCCUGCAUCCUGACCAUCAGCCCCGUGCAGCCUGAAGACGCCGCGGAUUAUUACUGCUCUGUGGGCUACAUACCCUAG
Mesoplodon densirostris (Blainville's beaked whale) is the source of this 366-nucleotide messenger RNA. Its product is annotated as pre-B lymphocyte protein 3-like. The record is from RefSeq and is a predicted model, not a curated record. The transcript is spliced from 2 exons. The coding region runs from base 1 to 366 and encodes 121 amino acids. Gene Ontology annotation, biological process: immune response; immunoglobulin production. Lineage: Eukaryota; Metazoa; Chordata; Mammalia; Artiodactyla; Ziphiidae.